This is a messenger RNA of Limanda limanda (common dab), 3646 nucleotides long. It is a transcript of the gene zbtb17, whose product is annotated as zinc finger and BTB domain containing 17. The transcript has 15 exons. Gene Ontology annotation, biological process: regulation of transcription by RNA polymerase II. Bases 185 to 2698 code for a protein of 837 amino acids. Gene Ontology annotation, molecular function: RNA polymerase II cis-regulatory region sequence-specific DNA binding; DNA-binding transcription factor activity, RNA polymerase II-specific; protein binding. Lineage: Eukaryota; Metazoa; Chordata; Actinopteri; Pleuronectiformes; Pleuronectidae. The record is from RefSeq and is a predicted model, not a curated record.
AUGGCGGUGGAUGGAGGCAGCGCCGCAGGAUCGAUCGCCGAAAAACUCGAUUGGGAUCGCUGUUCAUAACUGAGCCAAAGACCGUGAAACAGCGCCUGGUUGGAGGGUUCGAACCCGGAGCGAAGAGCGGAACACACGGAGAGAAGGUGCCUGGCCGCCAGCGCCAUCCUCACUCUUCAGAGCGAUGGAGUUCCCAUGGCACAGCGGAAAGGUCCUGGAGCAGCUGAACCGGCAGCGCAAGCAGGGCCUGCUGUGUGACUGCACCUUCGUUGUGGACGGGGUGGACUUCAAGGCCCACAAAGCUGUGCUGGCAGCCUGCAGCAUCUAUUUCCGCACCCUCUUCCUGGACCAGAAGGAUGUGGUGCAUCUGGACAUCAGCAAUGCAGCAGGUUUGGGUCAUGUCCUGGAGUUUAUGUACACAGCCAAGCUGAGUUUAAGUUCGCAGAAUGUCGAAGACGUGCUGGCCGUUGCUAACUUUUUACAAAUGCAAGAGAUUGUAAACGCCUGCUCUGCGUACCAGUCGAUGGCAAAUCCAGUUCCUUCCCUCAUAACACUGGAUUUCACUGUGGAUGAAAAAACAGGUCAAAGCGAGCUGAGACUGGCGCAGGAGAGUGACAUGACAGAAGUGGCAGCACAAGCAGAGGAGAGUGAUUCUGGCAUUAUCACAGAAGAUAAAGAACCCACGCAAAAUGCGGACAAUUUAAAGGAAGAUACUGCUACAGAAACUCAACAGACUGCUUCUCAGCCCAGUCCUGCAGCACAAACACCCAAAACCGAGCCCCCUUCUGGUGAAGAGAACAUAGAAAGCACUGCACAAGAUGCACCUGAAUUUCAGGAUGACCCCUGUGACACUAAUUAUGAACCCGGAUUACAGGUCAAAUCUGAAGGCAGCUCAUCUUACUCGAGCUCUCGAGGGAGAAGAAUCAGAAAACCUCUGCGUCGGAACUUCCCAGCUGAGAGUGACUCAGAGGGCGAAGGCACGUCAGACACAAAACCUGAGUCAAAGGAGGCGGAGCCGACCGAGUUGACUGAAGGAGAAGAGGAUGAGUUUGGGGAGACCGGUGAUGGGGAAGUUGAUGAUGAAGAUGGGGAUGGAGAGGAAGAUGGCGAGGUCAGCCCGCAGGAGGAAGGAGUCGACUCCGGCAGCGAGAUGGAGGGGAGACAAACUCUGUCAGCGUCAAUGAGCAACCGGUCCGAGUCCAAGCCUUACAGCUCUGUGACACACAAAUGUGAGGACUGUGGGAAGAAAUUCACCCACACUGGUAACUUCAAGAGACACAUGCGUAUUCACACAGGAGAGAAGCCGUUCAGCUGUCGGGACUGCAACAAGGCUUUCUCGGACCCAGCAGCCUGUAAAGCCCACGAGAAAACACACAGCCCCCUGAAGCCGUACUGCUGCUCUAUUUGCGGAAAGAGCUACCGUCAGAUCAGCCUGCUCAAUUUGCACCGCAAGCGCCACACAGGUGAAGCACGCUACAGCUGCGACGUCUGCGGGAAGCUCUUCACCACGUCUGGCAACCUGAAGCGGCACCAGCUGGUGCACAGCGGUGAGAAGCCCUAUCACUGCGACUUCUGUGAGAAGGCCUUUUCUGACCCCACCGCCAAGAUGAGACAUCUAGAGACGCACAAUACAGGAAAGGGCAACAAGUGUCCGCACUGUGAAAAACGCUUUAACCAGGUGGGAAAUCUUAAGGCUCACUUAAAGAUCCACAUUACAGAUGGACCUCUUAAAUGCAAAGAAUGUGGCAAACAGUUUACAACUUCAGGGAAUCUGAAGAGACACCUGCGGGUUCACAGUGGGGAGAAACCUUAUACCUGUAUGCACUGUAUGAGAGCGUUCAGUGAUCCUGGAGCUCUGCAACGGCAUGAACGCAUCCACACAGGAGAGAAGCCCUGCGUCUGUGUUGUCUGUGGCAAAGCCUUCACCCAGGCCAGCUCCCUUAUCGCUCAUGUCCGCCAGCACACGGGAGAGAAGCCUUAUGUGUGUGAUCGCUGCGGCAAAAGGUUUGUGCAGUCCAGUCAACUGGCCAAUCACAUUCGCCAUCAUGACAACGUUCGGCCACACAAAUGUCAGAUGUGCAACAAGGCAUUUGUCAAUGUGGGAGACCUGUCGAAGCAUAUCAUCAUACACACAGGGGAGAAACCUUUCCUGUGUGACAAAUGCGGCAGAGGUUUUAAUCGGGUGGACAAUCUGCGCUCUCAUGUCAGGACCGUCCACCAAGGCAAGGCCGGCAUGAAGCGACUGAUCGUAGCCACGGGCGGCACAGAGGAGGUGUCUGAUGGGUGCACCGGUGCAGCUAACUCUGACAGCGAGAUCAACAUAGUGACUGUUACCACAGAUGAAAUGGUCACCCUGGAGGGAAGCGCUGUGGCUCAGCUGACAGUUGUUCCAGUGGCUGCUUCAGUGUCUGCAGAUGAGACAGAGGCUUUGAAAGCUGAAAUCACCAAGGCAGUAGAGAAAGUGCAAGAAGCAGAUCCCAACACACAGAUCUUAUACGCUUGUGAUUCCUGUGGUGAUAAAUUCUUGGACGCGAGCUCCCUUGCCCAGCACGUACGCAUACACACAGCUCAGGCCUUGGUCAUGUUUCAGGCAGACUCAGACUUUUACCAGUACACCGCAACCACCUCCGCUGAGGGGGAAACGGCUACAACAUGGCAACCCACAACAGAGCAAGUUAUCCAGGAAGGGGAAAACUGAUCUACCAUGCCAGUGACUGAGAGGAGGACAGAAAGAUGGUGGUCGAGACACGACAACUAGAAGAAGGGUCAGGAACGGUGACUAAAACCCACACUGAGCUCCACACGGUGAAAAGAGUUUACUGGAUCAGAUUUGUGAAAAGAUGUGUUAAAUAUUGUUUAUAGCAGAAAUCUAAUUUAUACAGGAGGAGGAAGCACAGUAAAUGAAGGGAGUUUAUGAGGCCCAAGAAUUUCCUAAUAAGGUAAACUUAAUGUAAACUGGAUAAGAUUUAUGGUCAUAAGUCAUGAUGUUUGCAGUCCCAAUUCCAACACACCAGAUGAAAUUCAGUGAUUUUGUAAAUCAUUUUGAGAAUUCUGUUAGAGAAGUUUAUACGAUGUAUAAUUUGUUUAUUUCUAGAAUGAAAUGCAGGAUUGGGCAUUUGUUAUUUCCAUUAAACAUUUAGAUCACAAUAAUUCCAAAUAUGACUUAAACACCUCUGUUUUAUUUUUUCAUUUCACUUAGGUGAAAUAUGUACAUUUUCCCUAAACAGUCACACUAUUUUAUUGCUUUUAGUUGAAAUAUUUUCAUGGAAAGCUCAUUAUACAAAUGAUAUUUAGAUGGACAUGUAGGGUAACAAAGAUUUAGAUCGGAGGGGUGAUUUAUUCAUGUUCUGGCAAACACUGUAAAUGCUGUUGAUGUGUAAUAUUUAUAGAUUUGCUACGUGUCCUUUAUAAGUCUUAUGACCCCUAAAUGAAGAUUGAAAUAAAUAUUUGUGUUGAUGAGAAACAGGUCAAUUCUCAGUUUUACCAUAACUGUAAGACAGCUUUUUUUUAUUGUUGCAGUAAGAUGAUCUCACUGGUUUGAAGAUAGUUCGGUGUCAUUUUGUUGUCUGUUUACAUUAACGCCUACAAGAUACUUGGUAAUAACCAAUGGUCAUCAUUGGAUCAAUAAAGAACCAUCGCAGUCUGA